CGUAGUAGUUAGGGAAGAGUUAAGUCAUAUCUGGUAAUAAUUCGACUAACCAGACCAGUCAUAUGGAUGGAUUUAGUACCAAAAUACAUACCCACAAGUCAUUUACAUAUCUCCUUAAAUAACAACCCCACAACUGUAGUGCUAUACAUCCCCAUAUUUAAUAAACAUUCGUUCGUAAGGUCACCUUAAUAACGAAGCAGUCAUUCAAACUCCAGAGAAAGAAUGAAGUCUUAAUUACAACCUUUUGCCACUUUUUUAAUCAAGUCAUGUGUGUCUUUUUUACAUAAUUUUUACGACCCCGUCGUCCUCAAUCCCUUGACAGAUUAUCCCCUAUGAAAGAAUACAUCGAGAUGGAUAGUACUCCUUCGACGUCAAAAAAAUCAAGGGGUUCCUCUCCCUUAUCAAAAAAGGGGGGUGGGGGAGAGUCGUCCUUCGUAAAAUCUAAGGACCCCGAGUUAUUCGGGGAGAAAAAAGUGAUUCGACGCAACUUUGAGUUGAGGGCGAUAACUUCGCGGUCCAUUUCGCACGGGUGGGUAUAUCUUCCAGUGAUUUUCUACUUUAGCGUGCUCGUUGGCGGUAUAAUGACUUCGAUCGGGGUGGGAAAUGUCUUCGCAGCGUUUGAUUACUAUUGUAUUUUCAAUGCAAAUUUUACCCUGAUAAUUAACACGGGACAUAAUGGGCGCUGGAGCUUGGAGGAUUUUAAGCUCAAUUCGUGGGGGAAUAAGAAUGAUUGUUUGUUUGCGGAAUAUGGGUCGGUCGCCUUGGCUCUCUUUAGUGGGGUGUGGAUCGUCAUGGUUUUGCAGUGUGGGAGGGGAGGCGCGUCAAGGAGGGGUUUUCGCUUGCCGGACGCGUGGCGAAUCGUGCCCCCGACAUGUUUGGGAAACACGGUACUUUUUAUCGUGUCAUGUUUCAUCCUCAGCAAUGUGUCGACGGGAUGGGAAUCAUUCUGUGAGAACUCGUUGCUUUCAAUUGAUGGCAAAUAUGAGAAGCUUGGGGACACUAAUUUGAGUUGCAAUGACGUCCUGAGUUUCACCUAUAAGCCGAAGGAUGUCAAGUUACGGACGUAUAUUGAGCAUACAGAUCUCUUAAAAGAAUUUAGGACUGCGUUGGUCGGAGCUAACGUCCAAUUCAUCGGAUGUCUCCUCGGUUUCCUAAUUAUCAUUCUGCGAUGUUGCACCGGACCAGAUUUUGACCUUUACGAACGUCGCGACGUUGUAUACGUUCCGGCAAACACGAACGAGGAUGAAGAAUCUGGUCGACAAAAUGCGCUAAUGAUUCCAGAAGAAAAUGACGACGACGACGAUGAUGACGAUGAAGACGACGAUUCUCCUCCCAGUACCGCUACCACAACUACAGUGAUAUGUCACCCCCACGCUCAAACAAGACCCACUCCCCCAACAAUUCCUAUGGACGAAGAGAGUGACGAAAAUUCCUCCCUGAAAUCAACAUCGGGCUUAAUUGUGAACUGAUUUUAAAAUUAAGAUGACUAAAUAUUUUUAAAAGACUGAUUUCAUCCACUUGUUCAAUCAAAGUGCUAAUAAUAUUAUAAUUUAACAUUUUUAACGCUUCUUGUAAUCUGUUUUUAUUUAUGUAACGUACAGCAGUAAUUAAUGACAAAAAUUAUUUAAUUAUUAUUGUUAUCAAUAAUUAUGACAGUAAUAAUAUUAAAUAAACCAUUUCAUUAUUAAAUAAUACACAAGAGUGAAUAGAAUUAUGAUUUCCAGUCUCGUCAUAAAAUUUAGUUUGCCAUACAAAAAUUUAAAAUAAUUUACAUUUCAAAUCACAGAUCACAUUAAAUUAAGUAAAUAUCCAUUUAUAUAAUCAGUGGCCGCGGAAGGGUGUGGACAGAGGGAC
This is a messenger RNA of Folsomia candida, 1854 nucleotides long. RefSeq lists its product as uncharacterized. NCBI's taxonomy places the organism in Eukaryota, Metazoa, Arthropoda, Collembola, Entomobryomorpha, Isotomidae. The record is from RefSeq and is a predicted model, not a curated record. Bases 333 to 1469 code for a protein of 378 amino acids. The transcript has 4 exons.